Messenger RNA from Morchella sextelata, 345 nucleotides. RefSeq lists its product as uncharacterized. Bases 1 to 345 code for a protein of 114 amino acids. The transcript is spliced from 2 exons. NCBI's taxonomy places the organism in Eukaryota, Fungi, Ascomycota, Pezizomycetes, Pezizales, Morchellaceae. The record is from RefSeq and is a predicted model, not a curated record.
AUGAAAUUCCUCAUCGCAGUCUGCCUCGCCGUGAGAGCCGCAGCGCUCUAUAUUCCCCAGCCAGACUCCAACAUCGACACCGUUUUCAACUGCAAGACAGACGCAAUGUACCAUCCUUGCAAAAUCGCUUACGACAUCGGCCACUGCAUCGAGUGGAAGUACCCGCUCAAUCUCAAGGACACGAGCUGCGGAGAGUGCUCAGAGAGCUGGAAGAAGUACACUAAAGCGUGUGUCGACUCGGGGUGCGCGCAGUGGGAUUCUAAUCCGUUGGAGAAGUGCAUGUGGAGGAGCGGGGCAAGGUCGUGGAACUUGGUCGGGGGGGGGGGGGGGGGGGUGGCGGUUUAG